Messenger RNA from Sorghum bicolor (sorghum), 2208 nucleotides. RefSeq lists its product as uncharacterized. Lineage: Eukaryota; Viridiplantae; Streptophyta; Magnoliopsida; Poales; Poaceae. The record is from RefSeq and is a predicted model, not a curated record. Bases 402 to 824 code for a protein of 140 amino acids. The transcript has 3 exons.
CUAGAGUGCUAUAGUGACAUGUAAUACGAAAAGUGUGAAAAAAAAGUAGUCCAUUCUUAUUCCAUAUUCCCUUUACUGAGAGGGAAAUGUCAAUCGCUUUCAUGAACUGGCACGCACAACAUUUGUUCGGUCGAUCGAUUGCUCAGUGGGUACACAAAUUUCUUCACCUCUCCAACCUUUUUCCUAUUAUAUAAGAAAUCUCUGAAGAAUUUUGCAGUUCCAGACGCUUCCUUCCUAGAGCACUCGACUUUAGUGUUGAAACGAGACCACCAUCGAUCUCUUGAAUGUAACGCAUUCUUAUACCGAAUCACCACGUACGAUCGACUCUCCUGAUUUAAUUUAGCUUCUUCAAAUCCUUUUCUCAUCACGAAACAAAGCAAAGCAAAGCAAACUCAUUUGCCAUGGCUAAUUGUGGUGCUCCCAUCAUGCUCAUCUCCCUCCUCCUCCUAUCCCUCUCUCUCCAACAAGCUCAAGGAGGCACGCAGCUGAAGCAGUCCAACAGCAGACGACCGUCGGCAUCACCGGAGGAGGAGGAGGAGGAGGAGUACGUGCCGGUGAAGAGCGUGGUGUACCGGCGGCCAUCGUCGUCGUCCGUGCUGCCGGCAACGGCAACGGCGACGGAGGCGGUGUCGUCGUACGAGCCGUUCGAGCUGUGCCAGGGGUGCCGUUGCUGCUCGUCGUCCAACGCGAGCAGCUGCGUGGACACGAGCUGCUGCUACGCCAUCGACUGCGACCUCCCCGGCAAGCCCUUCGGCACCUGCGCCUUCACGCCCCACACCUGCGGCUGCGGUACCGGCACCGGCAACUGCACCCAGCCGUCGUGAACUCGUGAUCCAUCCGUCCUUUCAUUCCUCAUCGACCUUCUCGUCUAUCUGACAAAACUGAAGGAUGCUGCUGCUGUGCUGAGUGCUGAUCAGUUGGUGGACGCCCGUCCAAAUGCAUCGGUUUUGAUGGUACAAUUGUAAACUUAGCAUGCUUUUGACAAUUACUUCUUUUUUUAUACAAUCCCCCUCUGUGUGUGUAGUUUCUGUUUUUUUUUUCCAGAGAUUCUCGAGUUUGGGUCUGAAUUUGAUUACAGGUUAUAUUCAUUUCCACAUGUGGCUUGAAAUUUUUUGGUUGAUAUAGCGGUAAUGCUUGUAUCCAUGCGUCCGUCUCGUGACUCUCGUCCGGACGAGCCUUAUCCAUUCAUUUAAAGACCUAACCGUUUAUUCUGAUCCACUCAUUUAUGGACCAAGCUCGGGUCGCAUGCCGACUCUCGCCCGCACCGCCCACGCUGCCUCUACUCAGAUGCCCUCCAUCUGCGCCACACAUCUCUAGCCUCUCUACUGUCCGCUAUGGCUAUCCCCCGCCGGCACCGCAUGCGCGCGGCCGCCUCGCACCACCACCGCAUGCCCUCGGCCACUCACCUCGCCAUCCCACACGUAGUUGCUCCUUGCGCUUGUGGCUCGUGCGCCUCUCACCCCUUCCAUCCUGCGUGAUGCUGGCUUCCUCCCUAGCCGGCGGCGGUGCCCGCGCCUAUCCCGACGUCCUCCUCUCCUACCAUAGCAUCCUCCUUAACCACCCUGACGGCUCCUUCUCCCGUACUGGUGCUCCUUUGUCCACCUCGGUGUCUUGGCAAUCGAUGAUUUAUGAGUGUUGCAGUAGGUGUCUCGUGCUCCACAUGGAUGGGGAAUUGGCGGCAGGAGCAACGCGGGGCCAGGCGAGGCAGCGGCACAAGGCACAGCAGCAGCAGCACGCGGCCAGGCGCAGCAGCGACACGCGGACAGGUGCAAUAGCGGCGGCAGCAGCAGCACACAACAACAGCAGCAGCAGUAGCGCGCGGUGGCAACAGUAGUAGCAGGAGUGCAUGGCCAAGUGGGCGCUGCAUGUGCGACAGCAGCUUGCGGGGCGAACCUGCAGGUGCUGCAUGUGCGACAGCAGCAUGCGGGAGGGACGUGCAAGCGCAGCAUGUAACCAUGCAUGUAAGUGAUGGAGCGAGAGAGCGCUUGGGACGGAAAAAAAAGGCAGCCACUGAGCGUCCGGACACAUCUGACGCGACGGACGUCCGAGCGCUAGUUAUUCCCUAGAAAUAAUUAACUUUAAUUUUUUAUAAUAUCAAUAUGCUAAUAUAAUUAAAUAACAAAUUUCAUGAAUUCUUUUGAAGACACUAAAAAUCUGUAAUUCAAGUUAGUGUGGAAUUAGUUAUUGAUAUCAAGGGCUACUAUGUAU